CACAGGUUCUCAUCCAGAUCCAACUGAGCAUUCUCAUCUCAUCUCUGAAAGCAACUUUAAUUUCUUGAGAGCUAUAUAAACAUUCCUCUUCUUGGAAGCUCCUUCCCCGACUAUUAUAUAAAAGUCCAUUCUUUUUUUAUAGCAAAUAUGAUGUCUUCUUCUUACUCUUCUGGGCUAGUAGCAGCUGCUCUGUUCUUCCUUCUCUUUGGGUGCACACAAGCCAGAACGCUUGUGGUCGGCGGCAAAAAUAACACCUGGGCAGUUCCUUCUUCUGCUUCUCUGAAUACGUGGGCCGAAAAAGCCCGCUUCGUCGUGGGAGACACUCUAGUGUGGAAAUCCGAGAAAGAAGGGGACAAGGUGGUGGAAGUGAAGGGGAAAGAGGAGUACGACCGGUGCGACGCAUCCAAGGCUAUUAGUUCACAGAGUGGGCUCAACGCCAGUGUUUUGUUGGACCACUCUGGCCCAUUCUACUUCAUCAGUGGCUCGGAGGAGAAUUGCAAGAAGGGGCUGAAGUUGACCGUGGUGGUUCUAUCUGAGAAGCACGCCGGGAAGGUAGCGUCUCCGGCGCCCGCUCCCGCACCUGCUCUGGAUGACCUUCCGGCAGUCCCCCCCACCACCGGCGCGGCAGCUCUCUCCUUCAGCGCACGGGCGGGCUUCAUGGAGGGCCUUUUUCUGAUUUAUCUUUUCUUUUGGUGUGUAUAAUCCAAUAAUCAUGAUGGUUGGAUUUGUAAUGUUUGGAUCGGAUGGGAGUUCAAAUUCCUUCAUUUCAUUCGUUUGUUAUUUUUGGGAUCAUAAUACUAAUAAAUUCUUUAUUCAGUUUUACUCUGAAGCCAUUAAUUAUUGCGUUUUCUUAUUUGAAAUUCGUAUUCCAACCGAAUGAGAUCAUUGCAAUUUGUUUUACUUUAUAAGAAAAUAUAAAAAAUGAGAGAAAUAUUUGAAGGCAGAAAUUGA
This is a messenger RNA of Cuscuta europaea, 951 nucleotides long. The record is from the annotation of a GenBank genome assembly. Lineage: Eukaryota; Viridiplantae; Streptophyta; Magnoliopsida; Solanales; Convolvulaceae.